This is a messenger RNA of Drosophila bipectinata, 2100 nucleotides long. RefSeq names its product short spindle 5 (gene ssp5). The record is from RefSeq and is a predicted model, not a curated record. NCBI's taxonomy places the organism in Eukaryota, Metazoa, Arthropoda, Insecta, Diptera, Drosophilidae.
AUGCGGGUUAAGCCAGCACACGCGGGGGCAGCAUGGUUCACUAGUCUUUCCGACUUCCAGGUCGAGGCCAUCGACGGCCUCUUUGUGGCGCUGCGGGACGACAGUGCCGAGGCCUCUGUGUACCGGACACAAUUUUGUCUGUCCCGUUUGGGACUUACGCCCAUGGUGAAGACCCGGUUGCUUCGUCAAUUGAUUGCCAUGAGUCGGUGCAGCGAUCUGGCCUUCUUGUUUUUUUUGAUGGAGGCCUGCUACAAGCGUCCGGAAUACGCCUACAGUGCCCGCAUCCUGGAAGGCGGCAUUAUGUACUUGGAUCUGGAAAUGACCAUGAGGGAGCUGGACAAGAUCCUACCUCCCGGCGUGGAUGCACCCAGAGAUUCUGUGCCACGACCAAGCUGUAGUUCGAGGGCGACAGCUCCACCGAAACCAAUAAAGAAAAGCACCCGGUCGCCCUAUUAUUUGCCACUGCCAAAGCCCAAGACACCGGCGAACUUUUCUAGCAAAUUCACCAGUCAGCCACCACUACACGUGGUCUCAUUUCCGUUUUGGCCAGCCGGCGAGAAACCCAACUACAAGGUUGACGAGAAGAGCAGAUGGUUUGCCACCUAUCGGUUCGAGCCGAUAAGAAGGAUGCUCCUUGACACGGUGGGCGAAAUCAUGGAGGAAUACUGGAAGGGCUUGGUGGGAGCCGACUUGAAGCCCUUGUGCGCGACGUGCGCGUCGCACGUGGAGGCCGGUAAGCAGGCUCAGCUCAUCAAGGACGAGGCGACAGUCAUGGCCAGGGACAGGGCUUUGGCUCUGAUGGAUCUGGAUACACGUAAGAAUGAGGCUCGGAAAAAGCGAAUCAUAGCCAUGCUGGAUAGGGACAUCGAGGAGUGCACUCGGCGCUGGCAUCGUCUAAGGUAUCGCCAACAUACCGACGUAAUGCUGCUGGACGAUGUAAAUCAAAUGUGUUCCGUGGACAAGGUCCCCACUGCAGUGGAACCUAAUAAAAUGAACUACAUCAACCAGGAAGCGGAUAUUCGGAAACUAAGUGUGGCACCCAAUAUGGAUGUGCAUGUUAUAAAAGGAAAAGGAGAUGUAAGCCUAGUAAGGACUAUUCGUAUUUCGGACCUCGAUGAGGAACCCGAUUGCCCUUGGCAUCCUACAGAGAGGAAGCUGAGCACAUGUCCGCCCCAGAUCCUGGGUCGCAAAAAACCCACCAAACGAGUAUAUAUGGAGCAUAAGAAACCUGCAGGAGAGAAGGACUAUGAACCUUGCGAGAGGCCUUUGAGGAAAGGGCGCUUCUUUGAACGGCCCCGUCCGAAUGGUCCUUUUGUGUUCCACUACCAUGAGCUAGCUCCACAAGACGAUGAUCCGGCGCCUUUGAAUGUGAUUUGCAAUGAGGCUGUUAGGGUUAUCCGGGAUCCAGAUUCACAAAUGUCCUGUUCCAGCGAUAAUGUCUACAACUGCCGCCUUGACCCGCGCGCCCAGGUGGUGAAUGCCAUUGUGGAGUGCGUCGAGGAAAUGUGGUUCGGAUCACUGGAGACCUACGGACAAACGCCAUUAGAGAAAGCACAAGACGAGGCGGAUCUUUUGAAUCCAUGUGCCAAAGAUAUUGUAGGACCGCUAGAUUGGACCAAAAAUAUAGCCAAUUUUGAUCCCGACAACAAGGCGCUGAUGGAUCGCCUUUUGAGAGAUGGAUUUAAUGAGCUUAGAAAGGAUCCGCGUUGCGUCUAUGCCAGUUUCCCUAACUCCCACAAGUCCUUUGUAAUGUCCGAGUGGAUAAAGCGGAGGUAUGGAAAGACCUACAAUGAAAAGGAGAUCUGUCGUUUGGUUAAAAAAGGAAUACCCACAUUCCACCGGGUGGCCAAUACUAUGAUGAGUCCUCGUAGUCCAGACCCCGAGGGCUUCACUCAAGAAGAUACCUUCGGUGAUGUGGAACGUCUAACCAAAAUGGCAAACGACUUGAAGAUUGCCUACCGUAUGGACUUCAACAAUACCAUUCUCGACAAGGCUCGUAGGCUCUGGAUGGCCAUGGUACCCCAUAUGAACAAGGAUAGUUCCAUGAUCAAAACCUUUUAUGCUUACCUUCCUGUCCGGUACGCGGACAUGCUGGCUUAG